AUGUUCAGAAGCUUUCCCAAAUACCUCGCCAACACCAUCACCAGGCCGCUCGUAGUCCGCCAACAACCCAUACCCUCCCUUCGUCAGCUUCAUGUGACCCCAGUGGCUUGGGCCAAGGCUGUAAAGAAGUCGAAAAAAGACUCCAGAAAGACCAAAUCUGAAUCAGACGAACCAUCUGCCACCGCUGAAGAAUUGAUCGAUUUGGACGAAGCCAGGUCCAAAUUUGACCAGAUCAUCGACAAGUUCAACAAAAAGGCUAACGAGGUCAAGCUUGGCAAAACCAACCCGAGUCUAUUUGACAAUUUGGAUGUUUCGGUUGAAGACCACCAAACUUCCAAAUUCAACACCGUUGCUCAGGCAUCGAUCAAAGGAAGAAACAUCGUCAUUACCGUGUUCAAUCCUGACCAUGUUCAGAACAUCAUCAAUAGCAUAUUGGGGUCGGGUCUAAACAUGAACCCGACCUUUGACAAGGAUACGGGAGUGUUGAAGGUACCCUUACCUCCUAUCACCACCGAGACCAAACAAGAAAAUGCCAAAGUAUUGAAAGCGGUGUUUGAAAAAUUCAAGAACAACAACUCCAGCUCAUUGAAUGCGGUUCGAACCGACUACAAGCAUAAGCUCAAGAAGCUCAACAAGAAGUCUGAUACCGACAUGAAGAUUGUGAAGGAGUUUGAGAGCUUGCACAAACAGUACUUGGAUAAGUUGACGGAUGCGUUUAAGAGUACGGAAAAGGUGAUUCUCAAAUAG
Molecule: messenger RNA, 747 nt
Organism: Yamadazyma tenuis ATCC 10573
Lineage: Eukaryota; Fungi; Ascomycota; Pichiomycetes; Serinales; Debaryomycetaceae
Gene: RRF1
Biological process (GO): translation
Cellular component (GO): mitochondrion
Molecular function (GO): ribosomal large subunit binding
Source: RefSeq, a predicted model, not a curated record